This is a messenger RNA of Elgaria multicarinata webbii, 3907 nucleotides long. RefSeq names its product forkhead associated phosphopeptide binding domain 1 (gene FHAD1). Bases 1 to 3756 code for a protein of 1251 amino acids. The transcript has 28 exons. Lineage: Eukaryota; Metazoa; Chordata; Lepidosauria; Squamata; Anguidae. Gene Ontology annotation, molecular function: protein binding. The record is from RefSeq and is a predicted model, not a curated record.
AUGAAGGCUUUUCUAAAGGGUUCUGAUGGCAUUUUGGCCCUGAGGCCAAAGAUCACCACUAUAGGAAGGCAUGAAGAUUCAGACAUUCUUCUUAAGUCCCUAGGGAUUGAAGACCACCAUGCGGCCAUUGAAUUCAGCGAUUCAGAAAACAGCUUCAUUCUUCGGGAUUUCAACUCCGCCCAUGGAACGUUCGUUAAUGAUUGCCAUAUCCAGAAUGCAGCGGUGAAAGUGAGCCCUGGAGACGUUUUGCGAUUUGGCUCCAAUGGACCGAUGUUUGAGCUUGUGGUCGAAAAUGCUCCUCAGGUGUCUUGUCGUCCGGUGAGUCGGCGCACUGCUUGGCCGGGGCUGCUCCAGAUACUUACAGAGACAAAAACUCCUCCAGCCGCCGCUGCUGCUGCUCAGUUUCCUUCUCUGCCAUCGCAACGGUCCCCGCCCAUUAACCGCAGCUGGUCCUACGGAGCAAGCGGGACUUCGCCGCGUCCGCCACUCCGGAAGAGACCCAUCAAUGCUUGGGGCAGGGCAGUCCCGUCUCCUUCCUUCUCUCCCGAUCCUUUCGGCAGGUCGCCUGCAGUUGUAUCAGGAGAUGGAGCUGCUACAAGCACUCAUCAAGGGGACGCGCUUUUCAAGGAGAGGGACGAGGUGAUUUUGAAAAUGGGAAAUGAAAUCAGUCGCCUCUCCAGCUUUGAAAGCGAGUACGAUCGCAAAGACGCGGUGAUAGCAAAUCUUCAGAGCGAGAUCACAGCAAUGGCAGAGAAGGGAACAGUCACGCUUGCCAAGAAAGAGGCUGAGUUUCGUCAGAAGCUGGCGGCUCUUGAGCAAGACGUGGGUGCAAAGACAGAAGAGAUGAAAGCCCUGAGAGAGCAGAUCAACAAUUUGCAGCAAAACACCAGCGAAGUCUUGUGCCAUUCCCUUUCUGAACGAGACCUACAAAUUGCACACUGGAAGCAAGAGAAUGAGACGCUGAAGAAGAAUUAUUCUCUUACAAUGGGGCUGGUGACCAGUUUGCAAAAAGACCUUACAUCAAAGGACCAGAAAAUACAGCAGUUGAAGAUGGAUGCUGAGAAGUUAAGAACAGAGAGCAGGGAGAAGGACAAGCAGCUUGCCCAUGUAUCGGCCCAGUGCUCUAGAAUUAAAGAGGAAACGAAGCGCGAACUCAGAGAGAGAGACGUAAAUGCCUAUCAGAAUCAAAUCUCCGAGCUGGAGCUGCAAGUGAAGAGAUCCGAAGACGAAAUAAAGAAGCACCGGGCAGAGCAGGAAACCUUAUCCAAAAGGCUUGUUGAAAAAACGAAGGCUGAAGGGGACCUGAAGAAAGAGUUCGAGAAGAGAUCCCAGCAAUUGCAAGAGAUGGGGCGCAGGGAGCGCCUCCUGAAGUCGGACAUGGAGCUCACAGCCUCUCAGGUGCAGUGCUUUCGAAACCAAGUCGUUGAAACUCUCUUCCCUCUGCUUCCAGAGAAGUCAGUCACGGAUCAGCAGAUUGUUGAGAAGAUAAAACAAAUGCAGGCAUCCAACAAGGAGUAUUGUCAGAUAGAGACGUCGCUGAGAGACGAAAUACGCCUCAAGGACUCUGAAAUGGAGGGCCUGUCUGGAAAUAUUGAGCUGCUGAAGAAAUCACUGGAUGGAUUUCAGGAUUUCUUGAAAACGUCCUACUGCAGCCACAGCUUGAGGAAAGAGAUCUGUAACCUUCAGAAUCUGUGCCUGAGCCCACCUGUCUCAGGGGUCCAGGCCUCUGCAGCCGAAGCCCUCUGCAGUGUGCUGAGCUGGGUGGACGCAGUGGAAUGCCACCUUCGAGAUGUGGGACUCGACGUAGCCGGCUGUGAAAAAGGAAUGGCCUCCUACAUGAAGAAACUGCUGGACCAACAUGGUCACACCAUGGGCCAGCUUCAGACCUUGCAGGAGUCUCGGCACGCGCUCCUGCAGGAGGAGGUGAAAGCCUUGAAAGAGAAACUUGAGAAGGAAUUUCAGGACAAAGAGAAAGAGCUUUUGGAGGAUGAGAAGGAACGCAGAAAGGUUCUGGAGGCAAGGGCUGCCCUGGAGGAAGCAAAGCUGAAGGCAGCCACGGAGGAAGAAAAGAAAAAGGUCAAAGGUUUGGAAGCUCAAAUGAGACGACUGGAUGAGGCGAUUGAACAUAAAACAAAAUCCGAAGAAGCUUUAAAUGCCAAGAUAAGGGAGACGCUGGCGAGCCUAGAAGUGGCUGAGAAGAGAAAGGCUGUGGCAGAAGAGAAGGUCACCGUCUGGGAGAAACGUCUGAAGACGGUUGAGAACGGGAGCGAGACACUGAAGCGGAAACAUCGGGAGGAGGUAGCGGAAUAUAAAGAACAGGUCAAGCAGCACUCAAAGACGAUUGUUGAUCUGGAAAGCAAAUUCUUGGAAACAGCCCGGCACGUGGGGGAGGUGAAGGAGGAAAACGCAAAGCUCCAGAAGCAAAUAGAAGAAAUGCAGAGGGAGCCUUUCAAGUUGUCGCCAGCCUGUUCACAAGAGGCCCCUCGUGCGGAAGAGUCCCACGUUCUCUUGAAGGAAGAAUUAGCAGCCGCGAAGCGUGAAAUCCUGUCCAACCAGGCCGCCGUUUUGGAUUUAAAGAGAGAACUUUCGGAAGCCAGAGCCCGCGUGUCCGACGUGAUUGGAGAACUGAGUGAAAAGCAGAAGAUGGAGCUGGAGCAGAAGCGAAGCCUUGUCCACAGCCAGGCGCACGAACUUAACCAUCUCCGAGAGAAGCUGUUUGAGAUGUCCAAGCUUGUGGAUCUGAAGGAUGCAGACCUCAAAACAGCAAGCGACGGGUUAAGGAACAGCAGAAAGCAGCUGAAAGAGCUGAGGACGGAGUCGAACGAAAAGGCAGGCGAGCCCAAGAGAGAGAUGCAGCACAAGAGCGUGCAGACGAAGGCCUCCUCGCCGGAUGACGAAACCCCUGCACCCAGGAAGGUAUCGUCUUUGGACCUGGCUGAUCUGGGAGCGAGAUGCAAAGGCUGCAGACAUGAGGAAACCAUCCAUCGCCAAAGAGACGCCCUGGCUGAGUUGCGGCAAAGAGUCAAAUUGCUAGAAAAGGCUCGGCCUUUGGGUUUUGAAGAGAAGACUGCAGAGCAACUUAUAGUCCUAAAAAAAGGCCCGGCGGAGCAGAGAGUUCGAAAAACAGAGGAAGAACAAGUGACAGCACUGGUGACAGCAGUGGAUGCUAAUAAGCUUCAAAGUGGUGUUCCCAGCGUGGAUCCCAACGUGACGAUAGAGAGGACGGCAAAGCUGGAAAUGGCCGAUGCUUUGGACCUCAGUGAGAACAUGUAUCUCCGCUUGAUUCAGAAUCUUGCCAGCCUAAUGGACGUGAAGGAGCUGGCGGGCAUGCACACCGUGAAGCACCUUCCCCAGGACAAAAGGGAGAAAGUGGGGACGCUGCGGCAGAAGGACCUGGAGCUGCUGUUCGACAAGAUCACCAAGCUAAAGAAUCGGCUCGAAAGGAAAGAGUCUCUGCUGAAAGAGUACGAGAGAGACAUUGGGCAGUUCAGGACCAACAAGCAGACUCUGCAAGCCUGCCAGUCCGAGAUGGCCAAGUUAUCCGACAGGAUCUACCGAGAAGCUGAAGAGAAGGCUUUGCUGAAGGAAGCUCUGGAGAGGACGAAAUUUCAGCUGACCCAGGAGAAGAGGUUGAGCAGGGCUUAUAAACAGCAAAAGACGGCGACCCCAAAGAAACGGUUCCCUGCAAAUCAGAAGGCGGUUGAGAGGCCGGUAGAAGCCCGUCAGACACAAGCACGCUGCAGCGCCUCUGUGUAGGCCGUCCCCAUUGCCAGAGGCCAGUGGACGAGAAGUGCUGUAAUAUUUUAUAAAACGUGCUGUGUUUUAUAAACAUGUAUAUAUUUAUUUGUACAGAAGACGCUCUGAUCUGGCACACUGCAUCCUGAUUAUUCGAAAUGUAUUGAAGGCU